Molecule: messenger RNA, 1637 nt
Organism: Trifolium pratense (red clover)
Lineage: Eukaryota; Viridiplantae; Streptophyta; Magnoliopsida; Fabales; Fabaceae
Product: nudix hydrolase 8
Exons: 8
Coding region: 393-1478 (361 amino acids)
Molecular function (GO): NAD binding; NADH pyrophosphatase activity; ADP-ribose diphosphatase activity
Source: RefSeq, a predicted model, not a curated record
ACUAGUUUUAAAGAUAGUUUCCAACAUUUGCCACUACUCGUGAUUUAACAUAUCUUGUCCCUACGUGUGAUCCAUAUAGCAUAGCACCUAUAAUUUGCUUGUGCCUAAUUGGAUUAUCAAGCUUCUUAACUCAAAACCAUAUUACUAUAUGAUUUAUUGGAAACACAUAGUACACUAAGAAAUCAUGAAUCACAUGACCAUGAUGUUUCUCUAGUUAGUAUAUAUAAUACUAUAUAGUUCGAUAUAUACUAAGGUUGCAUUGAUUUUAGUGAAGAUUCUCAUAUAUUCUACCCUCAAAAUAUAUUUGUAUAUAUCUUUAUUGUGAUCUCUCAUUGGACAGAGAAAUUGUGGCUAACAGUGUCAGUGUGUGUGGAUUCUGAGCAGUGAUUAAGAUGGAGCUGAAAUCUUUCUCUUCCAAUUCUCUGUCCACAUUUGAAGUUGGAAAAUUUUCAUCCACUUUGUUCUCAAAUUUUAGGCACAAAUUUGGAGUUAGAUACUCUACACAAUUCAAGUUCCAUAGAGGGUUGUUUCUUAAGACUUAUAGUGCCUCAGAUGAUUCUUGUUUGACAGAUAAAGCUGUCAUAUAUUCAGUUGGUUCAGAUGAUUUUGAAGCUAAAACCAAUUCUUAUUGUAUUAAUGGAAUGAAUGGUUCAACUUCAAGCUUGUAUUAUAGAAAUCUUAUACUUGAUGCUUUUGAUGAUGAGUAUGGAGGGGUUUUAAUUGAUCCAAAUAGGUUACCACAUAAUACAUAUGCCUUUGCAUCCAUGCUUUGUUUAUCUCUUUCUCACUGGAAGAAAAAGGGAAAGAAAGGAGUUUGGCUUAAGUUGCCUUUAGAACAAUCUGAUCUUGUUCCAAUUGCUGUCAAGGAAGGGUUCCAAUACCACCAUGCAGAGCCAGGAUAUGUGAUGUUAACAUACUGGAUUCCUGAUGGACCUUGCAUGCUUCCAGCAAAUGCAUCACAUCAAGUAGGAAUUGGAGGAUUUGUCAUCAAUGACAACAAUGAAGUGCUUGUGGUGCAAGAGAAACAUUGUUCUCCUGCAACUCUUGGCCUUUGGAAAAUACCAACUGGUUUCAUUCAUGAGGCAGAGGAGAUAUACACAGGAGCUGUAAGAGAAGUGAAGGAAGAAACUGGGAUUGAUACAGAGUUUAUUGAAGUGAUAGCAUUCAGGCAUGUACACAAUGUGGCCUUUGAGAAAUCAGAUUUGUUCUUCAUAUGUAUGCUAAGACCACUGUCAUCUAAGAUCACAGUGGAUGAUCUUGAAAUUGAAGCAGCAAAAUGGAUGCCACUGGUUGAGUUUGUAGAGCAACCACUUAUACAAGAAGAUUCCAUGUUCAAGAAGAUUGUAGAUAUCUUCAUUGCUCGUCUUGGAAAACGUUAUUGUGGCCUAUCAACUCAUCAAGUAGUUUCCAAGUUUGAUGGCAAAAUUUCUUCUCUAUAUUACAAUGUCAUUGAAGAUGAUAACUGUGUUGGAAAAUAAUUAAGACUCUAAAAUCUGAAAACUGAGCUAACCACAACAUAUAUAUCCGGUAGAAUAUGUAACAUAUAAUUAUGUGUAGUUUUAUUUCCAAAUGUAUAUAAAUGUUAAUGUUAAUAUCAAUAACAUGAGGGAACAUUGCACAUGUUCCACAUUGGCAGA